Molecule: messenger RNA, 3094 nt
Organism: Drosophila elegans
Lineage: Eukaryota; Metazoa; Arthropoda; Insecta; Diptera; Drosophilidae
Product: G protein alpha q subunit
Exons: 10
Coding region: 1251-2312 (353 amino acids)
Biological process (GO): adenylate cyclase-modulating G protein-coupled receptor signaling pathway
Cellular component (GO): heterotrimeric G-protein complex
Molecular function (GO): G-protein beta/gamma-subunit complex binding; guanyl nucleotide binding; G protein-coupled receptor binding
Source: RefSeq, a predicted model, not a curated record
GUCGGAUGGUAUGUUGCGUCGUUCCCCGUGCGGUCACACUGUCCUCAAAAACUACGGUCGUGCGUCAACGUUAGCGAAAAAUGCAAAAUUAAAUAUGUUUUCCACUGCAUACAGAAAAAUAAACAAAUACAAGAAGCAUAAAGUAUGCAGAAAAUUAAAUACAAAAGGAGCCACUAAGUGUUUCGUGUGAAAUCAAUUUGAGAGCGUUCGUCGUCGUCGUACAUACUUUUCCGUUUCAAUUACACUACAAUGAAUAUUUGUUGAAACUUCGUUGCAUUUACAGACUGGUGUUUAAAAACAACAACAACAACAAGAAACGACAACAAAAUAUUACAACAGCAGCCCUCACACACACGGAAAACAAGAAAGAAAAAAUAUCUACAUAUAUAAAUAGUAUCAUAUUUACAUUAAAAAGGAAGCCGAACAGACGUAAACGUAACUUUUAUAUUACAAAGCACCAGUAAAAAUAAAAAUAAUUAACCAACUACACACGUUCCUUAAAAACAAACGUUUUCCAAACCGCAAACCAACUAAAAACGAAAUGCUUUUGAAAUUAGUUUAAGCUAACUAAAAUUUAAACGCAAAACCAACAAACAAACCGCAAGAAAUCCGCGUGAUUAAAUUUAACAAAAGAAAAUAUAAAAACAGACCGAAAAUCGGCAGGGAACCAAAUAAACACGGAAGAACUAAGAUCUGCGUAUAAAAAUUACAUGUUUUUUGUAUAAAAUAGUGCUAGCAAAAACCAAACGAGAGGAUAACCGGAACAUCUUUUUGGAGAAUCUCGUCUAAAUACGUUAAAUAUUGUCUCCGUUAAAUUAAUAUAUGUUCUUGGAUCGUUCGAUGUGUUCUUCGUUCACGUGUAUCCAUCACUCUCAGCCUCCGAGUCACCGAAAUCUGGUCAAGGACUUAGCGUAGACCUCUGUAACUAGCAAUAGCAUUAGAGCCAAAGAGAGCCUGGAUCGUCAACGCUGGAGGAUAACUGCAGAGCGAGCAACGCCGAAGUACAAAUGCAUCAAUCGAAACUGAAACUGAAACCGAAUCUGAAUCUGUAACUUGAAGAGGACACGUUAAGGUCAGCGCCCGUCACACAACCAACUAGUUAGCUGACAGCGGGUUAGAGAAGGAAGUCAAGGAGACUAGGAGACCAGGAGACCAUCCCACCAUCCAAACAGCAUACAUUUUUUCUAAGCGGAACGGCGGGUCGAGCGUAGUGGCAGCAGCACGCGAAAGCGUCCACAAAUCUAGUUAGCAUGGAGUGCUGUUUAUCGGAGGAGGCCAAGGAACAAAAGCGCAUCAAUCAGGAAAUCGAGAAGCAGUUGCGCCGAGACAAGAGAGAUGCGCGCCGCGAGCUUAAACUGUUGCUGCUGGGCACUGGCGAGUCCGGCAAGUCGACGUUCAUCAAACAGAUGCGUAUUAUCCACGGCAGUGGCUACUCGGACGAGGACAAGCGUGGGUACAUCAAACUGGUAUUCCAGAACAUAUUCAUGGCCAUGCAGUCAAUGAUCAAGGCCAUGGACAUGCUGAAGAUUUCCUAUGGCCAGGGAGAGCAUAGCGAACUGGCCGACCUGGUGAUGAGCAUCGAUUACGAGACCGUUACCACGUUCGAGGAUCCAUACUUGAAUGCCAUCAAAACGCUAUGGGACGAUGCUGGCAUUCAGGAGUGCUACGAUCGUCGUAGGGAAUAUCAGCUGACUGAUUCAGCCAAAUACUAUUUGAGCGACUUAGCUCGAAUUGAACAGGCUGAUUACUUGCCAACCGAGCAGGAUAUUCUGCGUGCCCGAGUGCCGACAACUGGCAUUCUUGAGUAUCCAUUCGAUUUGGAUGGCAUUGUGUUUAGAAUGGUAGACGUCGGAGGUCAGCGAUCCGAGAGAAGAAAGUGGAUUCAUUGUUUUGAGAAUGUGACAUCAAUUAUAUUUUUGGUAGCGCUAUCAGAAUACGAUCAAAUCUUGUUCGAAUCCGAUAAUGAGAAUCGAAUGGAGGAAUCUAAAGCUUUAUUUCGUACUAUAAUUACAUACCCAUGGUUCCAAAAUUCGUCAGUUAUUCUUUUCCUGAACAAAAAGGACUUGCUGGAAGAGAAAAUAAUGUAUUCGCAUUUGGUAGACUAUUUUCCUGAAUACGAUGGUCCACAGCGAGAUGCAAUAGCGGCCCGAGAAUUCAUACUGCGAAUGUUUGUAGAUUUAAAUCCAGAUUCCGAAAAAAUUAUCUAUUCUCAUUUCACCUGUGCUACAGAUACGGAAAAUAUUAGGUUUGUGUUUGCAGCUGUUAAGGACACAAUUCUGCAAUCGAACCUUAAGGAAUACAAUUUGGUCUAAACUGGAUUUGGAUCAAAAAACUAUUUUUGUGAUUUUUAUACAAACACACAUACACAUUCAUAUAAUUCCUUUUUCGCAUAUUUACUAAAUAUAAAAGAAGAAUUGAGCAGCAAGCGAAUGUGGCCGAAAAUUAGGCAUUAAUUAGACCCGAGAAUGUAACAUCAGGAACCGAAAAUUGUAGCAUAAAUAGAAUACUAAACUGAGAUGGUAAUCCAGCAUCAACAAAAUGAUGGAAAUGAUGUAUACAUUUUAAUUUGAGAGAAUAAUAACACAAAAUCUGAUACAAGUACUAGUACAGGGUGACAAUCAAUAAUUCGGAACAAUGUUUCUCGCUUUACUCUACGCAUAUAUCGAAUCGUAGAAAAAUAAUAUAUAGGUAUUCAAAUUUUAUAAUUUUUGUCGUACAAAUUCUGUGUGCUUUUCAAACUGUUUGGGUAAAGGAAAAAAGUCAAAAAGACAGUAACCAGAAAUGAUUGGGACCCAAUGAAAAGAUUAAUUGGUUAGGUCACUAGGUUUUUCGGACUUAAAUCUGAAGGACUGUAACGUGAAUUUAACCUUUCCAAUUAAAUGCAGUUUCUUCGAGAGUUUUUAUACAAAGUACAAUUCCAAGUUAUUCGUUGUCACCCUGUAAUAUUUAAAUAAAUUUAUUACUAUAGUAACUUUUGUAAUAAAAACCGAAACAAAAAUAUGAAAGUAAAUUUAAUCAAAAGCUUGAUAGGGACAACAAACUGAAACAACUUUGUCGUACUGAAGCAUAAUAAAGCAACAUUUUACUAAAAUAA